This is a messenger RNA of Scleropages formosus (Asian bonytongue), 2409 nucleotides long. It is a transcript of the gene ccnd2a, whose product is annotated as cyclin D2, a. The record is from RefSeq and is a predicted model, not a curated record. The transcript has 5 exons. The coding region runs from base 214 to 1122 and encodes 302 amino acids. Lineage: Eukaryota; Metazoa; Chordata; Actinopteri; Osteoglossiformes; Osteoglossidae.
GCUCUUCAGAAAGUCGAAGCGCAGAGCAGAUGAGGAGACGCAGUUAAGGGGGAGGCAGGACUCGUUCGCACAGCCCUGCAGUCUCACUUAAUCUGUAUGUUUCCGAAAAGACUGUGCGGCCAGUCUUUUGUUCCGCUCUGCAACUCCGACUGCACGACUGAAUAUCGGUAAAAAGAAAAGAAACAAUUCUGGGAGGAAGAACUUGAGAGCACCAUGGAACUGCUCUGCCUGGAGAUGGACACUGUCAUAAGAGCCCAUCCCGACCCGAACAUCCUGCACGAUGACAGGGUUCUACAGAGCCUGCUGACCAUCGAGGAAAGGUUCAUACCGCAGUUUUCUUAUUUCAAAUGCGUCCAGAAGGACAUUCAGCCCUAUAUGAGGCGGAUGGUCGCCACAUGGAUGCUGGAGGUCUGCGAGGAGCAGAAGUGCGAAGAAGAGGUCUUCCCCCUGGCUAUGAACUACCUGGACAGGUACCUGUCCGUGGUGCCCACAAAGAAGUGCCAUCUGCAGCUGCUGGGGGCCGUGUGCAUGUUCCUCGCGUCCAAGCUGAAGGAAACGCGUCCGCUGACGGCUGAGAAGCUGUGCAUCUACUCCGAUAACUCCAUCAGACUGCAGGAGCUUCUGGAGUGGGAGCUGGUUGUUCUUGGAAAGUUGAAGUGGAACCUGGCAGCAGUCACCCCCAACGACUUCAUCGAGCACAUUGUCCGAAAGCUUCCCCUGCCUAUGGAGAAGGUGGCACUGGUCCGCAAGCACGCACAGACCUUCAUCGCCUUGUGCGCCACAGAGUUCAACUUUGCGCUGUACCCACCAUCCAUGAUUGCUACUGGCAGUGUGGGGGCAGCCAUAUGUGGACUUCAGCUGGACAGUGGUGACCAGAGCUUGCUGGGGGACAAUCUAAGUGACCUGCUGGCCAAGAUCACCAAUACAGAAGUGGACUGCCUGAAAGAGUGCCAAGAGCAGAUCGAGCAGGUCCUCUUGAAGAGUUUGCAGGAAGGUCGGCGGCGGCAACAGCCACAGCAACACCACCAGGAGCAGGAGGGUCGACCUGGCGGUCACAAGGGCUUGGAGGAGCAGGACCAAUCCAGCACACCCACAGACGUCAGAGACGUCAAUCUCCAGUGAGCCCUGUGCGAUGGCCACAUGGGCUAACCACCACACCCCAGAAAAAACAACAAAAAAAACAAGGAAAAAACAAACAGCCACAAAAAGUGCUUGAUUGUACUUUCUAUUUUCUUCUACAAAACGUGCUCCCAUGUGUACUUAUAUUUUACAAAAUACAAGCUAUUUUAGAUAUGAAAUACAUGUUUUUAAAGGUUUCAAAUUAAAACAAAAAUAUCUAUUGUGCCUCAAAAAUAUAGAAGGGAAGCCAGUCUUAUUUUGCAUACUCUUUUUAUAUGCAUAAGUUAAAUUAUAUUUGAUAAGAAAUUUAUGAUGAAGAGCUUGUGAAAAGAUUUGAAUAUAGUGGCACACGCAACCCCUGGACCUGUGUACAAGGUAUAGGAUCAGUGUAGGGGAUACUUUGUGUUUUAUCUUGUUUUUUGUGAGGGUCAUGUGUGCCUAGGAUUAAGGCAGCGCAUGCUUUGCGAGUGAGGGCUUACGGGCCGAGCUGGGCGGGUGCGCAGCUGGACUGAAAACUGCCAAGCAACACUCAGUAAGCAGAGGGGGGGAACCCCACAUCUGGGAUCCACCAUGUAUGAACCUAUUUAGUCUAUUAUUAUUCAUAAGAUGAUGAUGAUUAUUAUUAUUAUUAUAUUUUAAUUUUACAUUUCAUUAUAUUUUUAUGGCUAUAUCUGCCGCUCUGAAUGCUUUUUGCCUGAUAUUAGCUUGUGUAAUACGUCCGUCCUUUAGUUUGACGUGUGCACAUGUGCUUGGGAGUCUGUCUCAUGCUGGGCAGUGCCUGGCUGGAUGGCACUGAGCGAGAGGAAAGGGGUUUAAGAUGUUCCCAUAACCUGCUUGUCACUGCCUGGAACCCAUAGGUUACCAUGCAAUAUUGACAUUCAUGUAUAGUGUAUUUUUAUUUUAAUAUGUUGUUUGGUUCACUUUAUUUUGUAAUUUUAUGAGAGGACCCUGUGGGUGCUUUUAGUUAACGGAAGGGGGCGUUAGCAUAAUAGUAGAUUGAGAAUGUAGGUGUGUUUCUGUGAGAGCAGGUAGCCCUAGAGGGAAGCCGAGUAGUGUGGAUGGAUGAACUGCUGGGUUAGCCAGAAAGUUGGGUCGGAAGAGGCUGUGUAGGACAGGAGCAGGUAGGGUGAGUUUCUAAGCAGCAAGAGAUGUGAAGGCUGGGCAGGGAGUAACACAUAGAAAGACAUUUUGGCUGACCUGUUGCCAAGCUAACUUAAACGUUCCCAGAAAUAAAAAAAUGACUCACAGAAAGGUUAUCCCAGACUUACUGUCCAGUUAAUUCCGCAGACC